This is a messenger RNA of Melanotaenia boesemani (Boeseman's rainbowfish), 945 nucleotides long. RefSeq names its product polymeric immunoglobulin receptor-like. Gene Ontology annotation, molecular function: transmembrane signaling receptor activity. The transcript has 6 exons. Lineage: Eukaryota; Metazoa; Chordata; Actinopteri; Atheriniformes; Melanotaeniidae. Bases 1 to 945 code for a protein of 314 amino acids. The record is from RefSeq and is a predicted model, not a curated record. Gene Ontology annotation, cellular component: plasma membrane.
AUGUGGAGCUUUCAGAACUUCUUUUUCAUCCUCUGCACUUCUCUGAGUUUUGUGAGCAGUGCAGAUGGUGUAAUCCAUGUGUUUGGAUAUGAGGGCAGAGAUGUUAAGAUUUCCUGUGGCUAUGAUGAUGGUUAUGAGGAUUAUGAGAAGUAUCUGUGUAAGGACGACUGCAGUGAUAACAGUGAUAUUCUGAUUACGACAAUACAAACAAAUAAAACCAAAUACUUCAUCUAUGAAGACAGAAAGACAAGAAUCUACACCGUGACCAUCUCUGAUCUGAGUGCUGUGGAUGCUGGAAAAUACUGGUGUGCUGUGAGCAGGCCUGGUAUUAUAAAAGACAUCUACACUGGAGUAAAACUGGAAAUAAGACAAGAAUGGUGCUGUGUGAAGUCAAAGAACAUGAGGGGCAUUGUGGGACGUGCAGUAACUCUGCAGUGUCCUUAUCCACCACAACACCAGAACAACAGGAAGUUCCUCUGCAAAGGAGACAAAUACAACAGCUGCACAGAUAUGAUGAGUCAAAACAGGUUCACACUGCAUAAUGUUUCCUCCAGCUCCUACUUGGUCACAAUCAAGGACCUGGAAGCAGGUGAUGCUGGGACGUACUGGUGUGGAUCAGAUGCACAGUGGAGUGUUGGAAACUACACCAAGAUUCAUCUGUCAGUAGAUGCCGGUCUCUAUGUGGUUCUCCUUGUUUCUGUGGUGCUGCUGCUAAUCAUGGCAUCUGUGCUGGUCAUAGUUUAUAAGUGCAAAUGUUCCAAAGACAGAGGAGACAGAAGCAAACCAAAGACUGUGGACCCACAGGGAGUGGUGGAUUCAGAGGAUCUUAAUGAAAUUCAUGAUGCUGUUGUAAAAAUGAAGCGUUACCAUCCUGAUGAUACCGAUGAGGACCAACCAGACUAUGAAAACGUCUCAUCAGAGCAAAUCUACAACAAUGAAUCCUAG